Molecule: messenger RNA, 3234 nt
Organism: Durusdinium trenchii
Lineage: Eukaryota; Dinophyceae; Suessiales; Symbiodiniaceae
Source: the annotation of a GenBank genome assembly
AUGGCGCCCCGGCGUCGACCACUGACCUCCUUCGGCCUUCUGGCAGUGGCUGGAUGGCUGGGCCGUGCCUUCGUCGCCCCGGCCGGGCCUCCGUCGCGGCCACCAGCGCGCAGAGCGGCCGGUGCGACGGUGCUGGAGGUGACCCCGACUGUGGCUUUGCCAGAUGAGGCCCAUGCCGUUUCGGAGAAGGCCGUCCUGGACUUUUUCAACGUGACCUUGGACAGGGGCCUGUCACCUGAGCAGGUGAAUCAGCAACUGAAUCAGUAUGGUUCAAACCAACUACUGGAGCAGGAGAAGAAGUCACUAUGGGAACUGGUGGCAGAGCAAUUUGAUGAUUUGCUGGUUCGCAUCCUGCUUCUCUCUGCUUUGGUGUCCUUUUUGCUGGCCUACUUCAACACUGAUCAGAAAGAGGAAGGCUUGUCUGCUUACAUCGAGCCUUUGGUGAUCCUGAUGAUCCUGGUGCUGAAUGCGUGUGUGGGAGUCUGGCAGGAGUCCAAUGCAGAGAAGGCACUGGACUCGCUGAAGAAGCUCCAGAGCGACACCGCCACAGUGCUGCGUGGCGGACGUUGGGGACAGAUCGAUGCCACGGAGGUGGUGCCUGGGGAUGUUUGCGAGGUGAAAGCAGGCGAUAAGGUCCCCGCGGACAUUCGCCUAGUGCGUCUCAAGACCACCACGGUGCGGGCGGAGCAAAGUCAACUCACUGGAGAAACCCAAAGUGUGAUCAAGGAUCCUGAGGUGGUCGACGAUCCACAGGUGGUGCUGCAAGGCAAGAACAACAUGCUCUUCGCCUCGACGACCAUCUCCAACGGCGCCUGUGUGGGCUGUGUGGUGGCUACUGGGAUGUCCACGGAGAUCGGUGCCAUCCAGGGCGCGGUCACCGAAGCUGCGGGCGAGAAGGACCCGACACCCUUGCAGAAGAAGCUGGAUGAGUUUGGAAACACCUUGGCAAGAAUCAUCUUUGCGAUUUGCGUCAUUGUGUGGCUCAUCAACUACAAGCACUUCUUUGAUCCGGUCCACGGGUCCUUUCUUCAAGGCUGCAUCUAUUACUUCAAGAUCGCAGUGGCCUUAGCCGUGGCCGCCAUCCCCGAGGGCCUUCCUGCCGUCGUGACCACGUGCCUAGCGCUGGGCACCCAACAGAUGGCCGAGCGGAAUGCCAUCGUGCGCAAGCUGCCCUCGGUGGAAACCUUAGGAUGUACCACAGUCAUUUGUUCGGACAAGACCGGGACAUUAACGUUGAAUGAAAUGUGCUGCACCAAGCUGGUUUUGCCGGAAAGUGCGGAAGAAAUGAGGGCCUUCACAGUGGACGGUAAUGGGUACUCGCCCAUCGGCGAAGUGAAGGACUUCCCAAUCGACUUUGAGCGGCACAAGGCGCUUGGCUUUUUCUGCAAGGUGGCUGCCCUUUGUAACGAGUCGCGGCUGAGCCUGGAAGGCGGCGCCAUUGUGCGCACCGGGGAGCCGACAGAGGCUGCUUUGAGAGUCUUGGUGGAGAAGCUGGGAUGCCCAGAGGAGCAGAUGGCGACUGCACAUCUGAAACAAGAGAGAGAUCGAGACAGCAUCAUGGUCUUCAAUGACUAUUGGCGACAAAAUGUAGAGAAGCGGGCUACACUGGAGUUUGCCAGAGAUCGCAAGUCGAUGAGUGUUCUGUGCAACGAUCCCAAAGUGCAAGCAGAGAACCUGCUCUAUGUGAAGGGUGCCCCAGAGAGCAUCCUGGACAGAUGCUCCAGCAUCAUGCUGCCUGAUGGAACCUUAAAACCUUUAUCCGAGAAUGCCCGGCAGGCAGUUCUCGGAAAAAUGCUGGACAUGGCAGGCGAAGCGCUCAGGACCUUGGCCUUGGCGGUGAAGUUUGACUUGAAGGAUUCACAGCUGCAAGACUACGAUGGCCCCACUCAUGUGGGCCAUUCCAAACUUUGCGAUCCUUCGAACUUCGCUCAGGUGGAGCAGAACAUGGCCUUCCUGGGCAUGGUGGGCAUCAUCGACCCUCCGAGACCGGAAUGCAUGGAUGCCAUUACCGCCUGCAAGGAGGCGGGUAUCAGCGUCUUCAUGACCACGGGCGACAACAAGGCCACGGCCGAGGCCAUCAGUCGGCAGCUGGGGAUCCUGUCUCCUGACUCAGACCUGUCGGUGAAGUCCUUGGGGGGCCGUGAGUUUGAAGAAAUGCCCGAGGCCCAACGGGCGCAAGUGCUGCGACGGAUGAUGGCGGACCGCGGCAAGGAGGGCGCCGUUUUCUCACGGAUGGAGCCGAAGCACAAGCAGAUCGUGGUGAAGAUGUUGAAGGAGCAGGAUGAGAUUGUGGCAAUGACCGGGGAUGGCGUGAAUGAUGCGCCUGCCUUGAAACAGGCGGACAUCGGUGUGGCCAUGGGCCUAGGUGGCACUGAAGUGGCCAAAGAGGCCUCGGACAUGGUCUUGGCGAACGACAACUUCUCCUCUAUCGUGGCCGCUGUGGAGCAGGGCCGAUCGAUCUUUAAGAACAUGAAGGCAGUGAUCCGCUACCUGAUCUCCUCCAACAUCGGAGAAGUUGCCUCAAUCUUCCUCACUGCUGCUUUGGGAAUCCCCGAGAGCUUGGCGUCGGUGCAGCUCUUGUGGGUGAACCUGGUCACGGAUGGCCUGCCCGCGACCGCCUUGGGCUUCAACCCACCGGACGAGGGGGUCAUGUCGGAGCCGCCUCGGCGGAAGGAUGAUGGUUUGAUUUCAGGCUGGGCGCUCUUCAGAUACUUGAUGAUCGGUCUAUAUGUGGGCUUGGCCACGGUGGGCGUCUUCAUCUACUGGUUCACGGCAGACCCCGAACCGGGCCACACCCUGGUUUCGUUGGAUCAGCUCAUGAAUUGGGGUGUUUGUUCCUCUUGGGAGCCCAGCUUUUCAGCAGUGCCUAUGAUGGGUUUGGACUUCUCAGCCGAUCCAUGCAGCUACUUCACUGUCGGGAAAGUCAAGGCAGCUACGCUCUCCAUCACGGUCCUGGUGAUGAUCCAACUGCUGAACGCCUUCAAUGCAGUCUCAGAAGAUGGCAGUUUGCUGACCCGCCCCCCAUGGCUCAACCCAUACUUGGUGACAGCGUGUGCGAUUUCCGCGGCCCUGCAUUGCUUGAUCCUUUACACACCCUUGGCGCAGAUCUUCGGGGUGUGCCCUUUAGAUGCGCAUGAUUGGGUGCUGGUUGCGGCUUUCUCACUUCCCGUGCUGAUCCUGGACGAGCUCUUGAAAUAUAUCAGCCGCCAGCGGAGUGAGGACUCAUCCGACUAA